Molecule: messenger RNA, 3489 nt
Organism: Hydra vulgaris (swiftwater hydra)
Lineage: Eukaryota; Metazoa; Cnidaria; Hydrozoa; Anthoathecata; Hydridae
Product: voltage-dependent calcium channel subunit alpha-2/delta-3
Cellular component (GO): voltage-gated calcium channel complex
Molecular function (GO): voltage-gated calcium channel activity
Source: RefSeq, a predicted model, not a curated record
AACAGAUAUUUAAAAAGAAAAAAAAAAAAUUCUGGCGUCAAAAAAAUUUCAAUAAAAAACAAAGCCAAUAAGGCAGAAUUAAAAGUGAAAGAAUCGAAAGAAAUAAAAGUAACAGAAUCGAGGUAUCUUCAAAUUCUCGAUAUUUCUUGUCAUCUUCAAACAGAAAUUGAUGAAGCGACUAUACACAUUUUAUUUUUUAACAAAUAAUGCCGUUAGUUUUAACAAUAAUUGUUUUCUCAACAGCGUUAACUGGAAUUCAUUCACAAAGUAUUCAAAGUAAUGAAAUUGAACCAAAACUCAAGCAAGCUGCAAUAAUAUUCUCGCAAGUUUUAGACUUCCAUUUAAACAAGUUAACAAAUUACAAAAAGUUGAACGAAAUAUUUAGGAACGUGUCAAACAUAGCAAAGUAUAAUAAAACAAAUGGACAAGAAAUUUUGGAUAAGUUUGCAAAUGACAUUGAAAAAAUAUUUUCCAAAAAAAAAGUUCUACUAAAAAAUUUAGAAAAAAAUGUAGUAAAUUUAAGAAAUAAUUAUACAUAUGAUCCAAAGAUUGAGAGGUUUGACUACUUAAGUUCACGCUUUGUAAACAACUCGAAUAACAAAAAUUCUAUUGUAAAAAUUGUAAAGGAAUUUCCGACUGAUGUGCCUAUCAACCAAAGUGAAAGUUUUGUGCAUGUUCCCACAAACAUAUAUGAGUAUAAUAAAUAUACACUAAACACUGUGAGAUGGACUGAACCACUCAACAAAGUUUUCAAAGAUAAUGAAAAAUCGAAAGAAAAUAAUGAUAGCUCAGUUGUUCUCCAAUACUUCUGCGAUGCGUCAGGACUUUUGCGUAUGUAUCCCGGGAACUUAAAUGGAUUGAACGAUACCAACGUUGAUUUAUUUGACUGUAGACGUCGGCUCUGGUAUCAACAAAGUGCUGCAAGUCCAAAAGAUGUUGUUAUUUUGAUAGAUAAUUCUGGUUCAAUGACUGGAACUAACAUAGUGAUUGCAAAAAUAGCAGCAAAAUCAAUAAUUGAUACCUUGGAUGAAAAUGAUUAUUUUAAUGUAAUAUUUGCCGGUGAAGAUCCAUCAAUGGUAUCUAAUUGUGCAAAUUAUUUGAUCCAAGCUACUAAGUUUAAUAAAGAAAAAAUUAAACUGGCUAUGAAUAAAUUUAAUGAUCAAAAAGGUGUUUUAAAUAUUGAAAAAGGUGUUGAAAAGGCAUUCAAAACAUUAAAUUCAGGACUGGAGUAUAACAGAACAUAUUCAUCUCGUUGCAACAAGAUCAUUCUGUUUUUUAGCGAUGGUAUUGAAGGAGAUUACUCUAACACAGCUAAAAGUUUCUUUGAUAAAUGGAACAACGAUAAGAGUGUCAGAGUUUUUACUUAUCUUGUUGGAAGAACAAAAAAUCCAAAUGAUAGAGUUCUUAAAGAAAUGGCUUGUAAUAAUCGAGGUCACUUCUAUCAAAUUCAAACACUUGGAAAUGUUUGGGAUACUGUGAUACAGUAUUUAGAAGUACUAAGUCGACCAAUUGUUCAACACAAAGGAGAUGUUCAACCAAAAAUAUCUCCAGUAUACUUGGACAGUAGUGGGGCUGGUAUGAUUUUAACAAUGUCUCUUGGAGUUUUUAACUCGACUAAUCUUGUAGGCGUUGUUGGAUUGGAUAUGUUAAUACGUGCCUUAACGCAGUUGGCUCCAAUAAGUGAACUAGGGUAUUUUAGUCACACAGUUAUCAUCAACAGCAACGGAUUUAUAGUACAACAUCCCAAAUACUUAGAUCAAACUGGUUACUUACCUUUGCCGACCAAUGUGUAUUUUGAAGAUUUGGAAUACAGCGUAAAUAAGCCUGAUUCAAAGAAUUUAAAAAAUAGUAUAUUAAAAGGAGAGAGCAGUAGCAUUCGAUUUUUAACAUAUUGGUUGUAUGAUAACAAUACCAAGAUUGCUGAAAAUAAUGUUACCUAUUACUAUAAACCUGUUCUUAACUCCACACUCUUUGUAUCUCUUGCAAUUAGUGAUGUCGACAUUAACAAUGUUACAUUGAAAAAUUUGGACAAGACUAAUACAGCCUUAUAUUAUAUGGGGAUUGAAGCUCUAAAGGUCUUUGACGAUUUAAAUUAUUACACUUAUGUGGAUAUACCAAAUUGGAGAUUUUGCAAUAAUUCAGCGAACCGGGGAGAUGCUACUUUAGACCUUAAGGUAUAUCCAAAUGCCAGUGAACUUCAAGAUUAUUUAAAAAAUGUUGAUAAAAAUGAAGUUUUAAAUAUAGAUAGUCCAUUAUGCAAUACUGAGUUAACGCUCGAUUUACUUAUAAAUGCUGCAUUAGUUAUUGGACCUGUUACUGAUAGCUGGCAGGCGUAUGUUAAUAACCAAAACUCAAAAGACCCAAACUUUAAGUCAGUAUUUGUUUGUACAGGAGCAGGAUAUACAAGAUAUUUUUCUCUCAACAAUCAAUCACAUAUACGUGAUUCAUUGCGAACAUCUGUAUUUGAAAAAGCGGUUGCUAUGCCAGAUUUUUCUAUAAUUGCGUCGUCUCCAGUCCGCUCUGUUUUUAAUGACGAUGUUUUUUUUAUUCAAAUUUUGGCUUCCACGUGGAUGGAAAACAACGGAGAACGUAUUUUAAUGGCUGUUACCGGUGCAGAAAUAAAUUCUGGAUUUCUAAGAGAUUUAUUGAACAACGCUACCAACUCAAUUGGCCGCGAUUGUAGUAAAAACGAUUCAAUUACAUGCGCUUUAAUAGAUCAGAAUGGUUUCAUUCUGGUUAGCAAUCAAGGGACCAGAUCAAUAGGCAAAUUUUUUGGUCAAUAUCAUUCAAAAGUUAUGAAAUUUUUUGUUGAGAAAGGCAUAUUCAAACAAAUAAACCUUGUUGAUCAUCAGGCAUCUUGCUCUGAAAGUAUAUACAACGAUUCUGCUGCUAAUUUUUUUCUGACUCCUGCAAAAAUAAUUCUUGGCACUUUAAAUUGGUUGCUUAGUUCAGUAUGGAGACUAAUUGUUCAAGCCGUUGUGUUUGCUGUACAAAUCUUGUUAAAAAAAAGUACAAUAGUUAGCUCACAAAACGCAAACUCAAUAAACAUAAGUUGCACUAAGAAUAUGAUUUUCUUUCUAUUUCAAAAUACCAUGUGGAAUAAAUUUUACAACGAGGAAAUAUAUCGAAAAACUACCAUGGAAAGAAGUGAAACUUUAUUACGUGUUCCCUGCUCAGCUUUUACCGUUCAAUAUUUUUCGUUGACACCAGUACCAAACACAAAUCUUCUAUUUAUCAUUGUUGAUUCUCCAUCUGAUAGCAACUGUAAUACACCUAUGAAUCUUGUGGAAGAUAUAGACCAACAGACUGAGUUUUGUCAACAAAAUGAAUCUUUUCGAACUUAUCCAAGCAUUUGUUACAGCGAUAGUGUUUCGGAUGAAGAAAAACCUGAGUUUUGUGGAAAAUGUGAUCAAUUUCAUUCAUCUGUUGUCUUGAUUUUUGUACUAUUAACAAUUUUAGUAUUUUUUUAAGUUAUAAUUAUUUGUGCGA